AUGGGUCGCGGCACACGCUCGCGAUCGCGGUCGUCCGGUCGCAGGGGCAAAAGGAGGCGGAGCGGGAGUCGGAGCCGGAGCCGAAGUCGUAGCGGCAGUCAUGGGCGGCGAAGGUCCCGUGAGGACGAGGAGCGUCGCCGGCGGAGGCGGCGGAACCGGGAACGCAGGUCAGAUUCGGAGGACGAGCGGUGGCAACGGCCAGGAAGGCACAGCUGGAGCCCCCCACCACCCCGUUGGCAUUCCCGGAACCGGAACCGGGACCGGUCCUCGCCAUCAGACUCUGGAGAGGAGCAGGCAUGGGGCCGCCAUGGACGCCGGCGCUCAUGGUCCCCGCGAUCCUCUGCAUCCAGCACAGCCUCUCCGGGGUGCUCACAGAGUCCCAGAGCCGUGGCAGCAGCGGCCCUAAGCCAGCAGCAGAGCCUGCAGGAGCGGCUGCGGCUGCGAGAGGAGCGCAAGCAGCAGGAGGAGUUGCUCAAGGCCUUUGAGACGCCGGAGGAGAAGCGUGCGCGGCGGCUUGCUAAGAAGGAGGCCAAGGAGCGCAAGAAGCGGGAGAAGAUGGGCUGGGGCGAGGAGUACAUGGGCUACACCAACACCGACAACCCCUUUGGCGACAACAACCUUCUGGGCACCUUUAUCUGGAACAAGGCCCUGGAGAAGAAGGGGAUCAGCCACCUGGAGGAGAAGGAGCUAAAGGAGCGGAACAAGAGGAUCCAGGAGGACAAUCGGCUGGAGCUGCAGAAGGUGAAGCAGCUGCGGCUGGAGAGGGAGCGUGAGAAAGCCAUGCGGGAGCAGGAGCUGGAGAUGCUGCAGCGGGAGAAGGAGGCAGAGCACUUCAAGACGUGGGAGGAGCAGGAGGACCACUUCCACCUGCAGCAGGCCAAGCUGCGCUCCAAGAUCCGCAUCCGUGAUGGCCGGGCGAAGCCCAUCGACCUGCUGGCCAAGUACAUUAGUGCUGAGGACGAUGACCUGGCGGUGGAGAUGCAUGAGCCAUAUACCUUCCUCAAUGGACUCACAGUGGCGGACAUGGAGGACCUGCUGGAGGACAUCCAGGUGUACAUGGAGCUGGAGCAGGGCAAGAACGCUGACUUCUGGCGUGACAUGACCAUCAUCACCGAGGACGAGAUCUCCAAGCUCCGCAAGCUGGAGGCCUCGGGCAAGGGCCCAGGUGAGCGCAGGGAAGGUGUGAAUGCCUCAGUCAGCUCCGACGUGCAGUCGGUGUUCAAGGGCAAGACCUACACGCAGCUGCAGGUCAUCUUCCAGGGCAUUGAGGGCAAGAUCCGUGCUGGAGGCCCCAACCUGGACAUGGGCUACUGGGAGAGCCUGCUGCAGCAGCUGCGUGCGCACAUGGCCCGCGCCAGGCUCCGAGAGCGCCACCAGGACGUGCUUCGGCAGAAACUGUACAAGUUAAAGCAAGAGCAAGGUGUGGAGAGUGGCCCCCUGUUCCCCAUCCUCAAGCAGGAGCCACCAUCCCCCAGUCAGAGCCUGGAGCCUGAGGAGACUGCACCCACACCGCCAGGGCCCUCGGUGGAGGGCGGCACUGCAGAGGAGGGGUCUGCACCUGGAGAGGGCGAAGGGGAUGGGGAGGGUGACGGCGACGGCGACGGCGAGGCGGUACUCAUGGAGGAGGACCUGAUCCAGCAGAGCCUGGACGACUAUGAUGCGGGCAGAUACAGCCCGAGGCUGCUCACGGCACAUGAGCUGCCGCUGGACGCACACGUGCUGGAGCCGGACGAAGACCUGCAGCGCCUGCAGCUGUCACGGCAGCAGCUCCAAGUUACUGGCGAUGCCAGCGAGAGUGCUGAAGACAUCUUCUUCCGGCGCGCCAAGGAGGGCAUGGGCCAGGAUGAGGCGCAGUUCAGCGUGGAGCUGCCACUCAGCAGCAAGGCCUACCUGUGGGCCGACAAGUACCGGCCCCGCAAGCCGCGCUUCUUCAACCGCGUGCACACAGGCUUUGAGUGGAACAAGUACAACCAGACGCACUACGACUUCGACAACCCCCCGCCCAAGAUCGUGCAGGGCUACAAGUUCAACAUCUUCUACCCCGACCUCAUCGACAAGCGCUCCACGCCCGAGUACUUCCUGGAGGCCUGCUCUGACAACAAGGACUUCGCCAUCCUGCGCUUCCACGCAGGCCCUCCCUAUGAGGAUAUCGCCUUCAAAAUUGUCAACCGCGAGUGGGAGUACUCGCACCGCCAUGGCUUCCGCUGCCAGUUCGCCAAUGGCAUCUUCCAGCUCUGGUUCCAUUUCAAGCGCUACCGCUACCGUCGGUGAUGGCGGGCACUGAGAGGCAGGCUGGGAUGGCCUUGGCCCCCAUCCAGAGCCCCCCACCAGGCCUCCAUCUGCGCCUGCAUCACACAGAAUGUAGCUGUAAAAGCGGCCUUGGAGAACAGAGGGGACAUCAGGUGGCCUCAGCAUGGGCGUGUCGCAAGGGGAGGUCAGAACAGAGGGGUCUGGCAACUGUCAGCAGAUAUCCCCAUGCAGGUGGCACAGGAGCCACCCACUCUCACCCCAAGUCAGACCUUAUCUGGAGGAGCUGGCAGUGCCCUUGGGCCGUGCCCUGAGCAGGCCGCUAUGCCAGGCAACAGGAGGUGGAACAGGGCCAGCAUGGGAAAUAGGCGGCAGGAGGCCGAGCACAGAGUGGCACCUCCCAGAGUGUCACAGGGCCACACAGUGCCCGCGCCCCUCCCACCCACCCUCCUUGGCACUGGGCUGUGGUAAGGUCUGUGUCAUCAUGGCCCUUGGGACCCUGAGGCACUCCUUGGCUCCAGUCACCAGCUGUCAGGACCAAGAGCUCCACCCAAGGCCUGUGUCAUCUGGAAAUCAUUUCAGUCUGUUUCUCUGGGAAACUUUUUUUAGGGGGC
This is a messenger RNA of Octodon degus (degu), 2861 nucleotides long. RefSeq names its product cactin, spliceosome C complex subunit (gene Cactin). Bases 1 to 2271 code for a protein of 756 amino acids. Gene Ontology annotation, biological process: negative regulation of innate immune response; mRNA cis splicing, via spliceosome. NCBI's taxonomy places the organism in Eukaryota, Metazoa, Chordata, Mammalia, Rodentia, Octodontidae. Gene Ontology annotation, molecular function: protein binding. The transcript is spliced from 10 exons. Gene Ontology annotation, cellular component: cytoplasm; spliceosomal complex. The record is from RefSeq and is a predicted model, not a curated record.